Fulvia fulva is the source of this 840-nucleotide messenger RNA. RefSeq names its product Extracellular metalloprotease. NCBI's taxonomy places the organism in Eukaryota, Fungi, Ascomycota, Dothideomycetes, Mycosphaerellales, Mycosphaerellaceae. Gene Ontology annotation, molecular function: metallopeptidase activity. The transcript is spliced from 2 exons. Bases 1 to 840 code for a protein of 279 amino acids. The record is from RefSeq and is a predicted model, not a curated record.
AUGAAGCUCCUUGCCUUUCUCGCCACUGCUAGUCUGGCCGCAGCAGCAGAACUUACUCGUUGCGGCACAGUUGAUCCAGACGACAACGUGAAGAUGCAGCUCAAUGAAGCAUACUUCAGCCGCCCGUCGACCAUUGGCAAUAGCAAGUUCGCCAUCAAAAACGUCUCCAGAGAAAUCGACACUUACGUUCACGUUGUGACUUCCAAGGCCAAACGCAACAAGUACACCAAGGACAUGGUCCAGGAGCAGAUGGAGGUCAUGAGCUCCGCCUACAAACCCUUCGGCGUCACUUUCAACACAGUCUCCAUCAACUUCACCGUCAAUGAGGACUGGGCCGCCGCCGACAUGAACAGCACAGACGAAUACAAAAUGAAAUCCACCCUCCGCCAAGGUUCCUACUCCGACCUGAAUCUGUACUUCACCUCCGGUCUUCCUGGAGGUCUCUUGGGAUUCUGCUACUUCCCUCUUACUGAACCAACCACCGAGGACCUCAUCCUCGACGGCUGCAUCUGCCUCGCCGACAGCCUUCCAAACGGCACCGCCACUCACUACGAUCUUGGCUACACCGCCGUCCACGAGGUAGGCCACUGGUUCGGUCUUUUCCACGUCUUCCAAGGGUCGUCGUGCUCAGGCAGCGGCGAUUACGUGCAUGACACGCCACUGCAGCUGAUCCCUACCAACGGAUGCCCGAAGGCACAGGAUACUUGUCCCGGCAAGGCGGGAAAUGACUCGAUCCAUAAUUACAUGGACUACAGCUACGACAAGUGUAUGACAGAGUUCUCGGCGGGACAGGUUGAGAGGGCUACUGCUAUUUAUGAUCAGCAGAGGGCUGGUAAAUAG